Messenger RNA from Cooperia oncophora, 786 nucleotides. Lineage: Eukaryota; Metazoa; Nematoda; Chromadorea; Rhabditida; Trichostrongylidae. The record is from the annotation of a GenBank genome assembly.
AUGCCUCCUUCCGCACUUGAUGUGGAAAGGACACCAGAACGGAAUCUUUGUUCCUCUCCAGAAGCUUCCGAAGCACAUUCGCGCUCAUGGCAUGCACUUCUUUCACAACCGCGUUCACUGAAGGUAUGCAAACCACACAGCUGGGUCUAUCCUCGUGGAUUUCCUAUUCUCAGACCGCGACAGGUUUCCAGAAACGGUAUUCCGGCAGAAAAUAUUGAGAAAACGUCUUCGAUUUAUGUGUAUGAGAAGGAGAGAAGCUACUUCGAGCAAUGUUUCAAAGAGCUCCGAGUACUUGGAAGAGGCUUAUUUGGAGAGGCUCUGGAAGUGGAGUGUCGCGAAACAGGCAAUCGCUAUGCUGUUAAACGUGCCCUGCACACUUUCGAAUCAGCUGGAAAUCGACAGCUAAAACUUCGCGAAGCGACAAAUCAUGAGGCAAUUCCUCCACACAUGAAUAUAGUCAGAUUUGAAAAGGCCUGGGAAGAAAGGGGUCGUCUCUAUAUUCAAACCGAGCUUUGCGGUGCAAACCUUGCUGAGUAUCGUGAUGAAGUUGGAAUUCUCCCUGAAAAUGAACUUUGGAAAGUUUUGUACGACAUGGUACAGGCUCUGCAUCAUUUGCACUCCACAGGGGUGCUGCAUUUGGACGUGAAACCAUCGAAUAUUUUCAUUUCUGAUGAUUCAGUCUGCAAAUUGGGAGAUUUUGGGCUAGCGUUUGAUAUGAAUAAGACUCCUCGCGAGACGGCUGAAGAAGGUGACAAGCACUACAUGGCACCAGAGAUCCUCAAUGAC